Messenger RNA from Zerene cesonia (dogface butterfly), 1072 nucleotides. RefSeq lists its product as uncharacterized. The coding region runs from base 123 to 1040 and encodes 305 amino acids. The record is from RefSeq and is a predicted model, not a curated record. Lineage: Eukaryota; Metazoa; Arthropoda; Insecta; Lepidoptera; Pieridae. The transcript is spliced from 2 exons.
CUCAUAUAAAUACGUGAACUUGAUAUUUGCUUACACUUUUCCGAGCGCCACUGAAUAGGGCACUUUCCUUUAAGCGUUUUCCAAGCUAUGUGAUUGCAUUACGUCUACAACAAGCACAUAUCAUGGCUAAAAAGGAAAUUUAUAUUUUCAUCGCUUUCGCUGCUUUGGCAUUUGCUACUGAGGCGGAGGAUGCCGAGCAGAAGAAACGUGGUGCCGGUAAAGCUAACGCUUUAAACGCAAUACCAACAGGAGCUCAGAAGCCAGAAUAUACGUACAGCAUAUAUUCCCAAAACGCUGGCGUACAAAGUAAUCCUAGUCAGGCGUAUCAGAGUCAAGCACCGAAUUCCUUCUAUCCGAAUCAAGCCCCUAGUCAAUAUUAUUCUUCAGGAAACUCAGCCGAAUCCACUUCUGUAAAUGUACCAGCACAAACUAAUAAUGUACCUCAGCAAACUCUGCAUUACUCGCAACUUAAUUAUGUACCGAACUCAGGGUACCAGCAGAAAUAUCAAAUCGUACCAUCAAAGCCCAGUAACAAUGUUCAUUUAGCCGUUUUACAACAGCCAACGCCUUAUCCAACAUCAUCUUUAUUACACUAUCCUCAAAUGGUUCUUGCACCAAAUCCCACUUCUCAUAUAAGUCCCCAUAGUUCUAUUUUUGGUGGGAUAACACCGCACAGUCACUUCAAUUUUCCACACUAUCAGUUACCGUCCUUUGCAAAUCCCUUCCUAACCCAUCCUUCUACAAUGGUGUUUGUUCCUCAAAUUAAUCCCAAUCUAUAUAGUAACCUGGCUUAUACAAGUCCAUCACAGGGUGCUGUUAACUUUUAUUCGGGGUCCACGCAAUCAAAGCAGAGUUUUCCAUCUAGUGUGUCAAUUUCACCUUCGAAUGAAUAUGAAAAGCAACACGGUGCAUUGCCUCAAUCAAGUGUGUCGAAAGAAGAUAAUGAUUUAAGUGUUCAAAGUGAUUACAUUACUUCAGAUGCUAAUAAUGCAUACAAAAAUACUUACAGUACUGGUCGCAACUCAUAUACGAAGAUAUAGAUUUAUAUUCCAGCGAAAACAAUUUAAUGGCC